This is a messenger RNA of Gilbertella persicaria, 803 nucleotides long. RefSeq lists its product as uncharacterized. The coding region runs from base 129 to 581 and encodes 150 amino acids. The transcript has a single exon. NCBI's taxonomy places the organism in Eukaryota, Fungi, Mucoromycota, Mucoromycetes, Mucorales, Choanephoraceae. The record is from RefSeq and is a predicted model, not a curated record.
UCUCUCUCUCUCUCUCUCUCUCUCUCUCUUUCUCUCUCUUCUUUCUUUCUUUUCAUUUUGGCCCACUCCAUUCCUUUUUUUAAUAUUGUAUCCCACUCUUUUUCAUCACUUGCCUCUCAUUAUAGAUAAUGAUAAGAUACUUGAUAGCUUUCCUUGCCUUGUUCUCAGCUGUAUUUGCUCAGUCAACGAUAUUAAAUCAACCAACAUCAGUGAUAUCUUCUUCUUCUAUUCCUACCACAACAGCACCUCCCAAAGUAUCCACAGAUGGAUUCAAUGAUCAAGACACGAAUGUUAAGCCUGCAGAAGAAAGUUGGCUUAAGCAACAUGACCGAUAUGUCUUCAUCAUCGUCAUUGUGUUGUUCUUCUUGGCCAUUUUAAUAUGGUACGUUGUUCGAAGUAUUCGUGGUAUGCGCAAGAGAUUAGCAACAGAUAAUCAAAACCACAUGAUGAUGGUUCAAAAUGUCUCGAGUGGUGGCCAAGGUUUCUCAGAGACAAUACCUAUUGAUAACAACGGCUUCCAAAAGAUGCCUGAUUAUCCAUCACCACCACAACAACAGCAGCAAUAUACACAUCGUUAUUAAUAAAUCGUACAAGGACAAGUAAUCGCUUGUUCUUAUCAUUGUGUAAUUUAUUCAACUCUUUCUCUCCUAUUUAUUUCAUGCAGCAGCUUUAUUUGUUUACUGUCAAGGUAUCCUUUUUAUAAGAUAAAAAAAAAAACUUGAUCCUUGAAUUCAUGACGAGUCUGGAACUUGUGUGCUGUGUUAUUAAAUGACUGUUCCACAAGUUAUACAUUUAUAUUUCUG